Messenger RNA from Rotaria sordida, 698 nucleotides. The record is from the annotation of a GenBank genome assembly. Lineage: Eukaryota; Metazoa; Rotifera; Eurotatoria; Philodinida; Philodinidae.
AUGUAUUUUAGUUUAGCAGCACUGUUUAUAUUAGGUACUUAUUUAGUACGUAAGGAUAAAAUCACAUUUGAAUCUCUUUUAUUAUGUUUUAAUUGUAUUGCAUUUGAUGCACAAAAUGUUGGACAAACAGCAUCUAUGGCUCCGGAUUAUAGCAAGGCUGUUCAAGCUGCUGAAAAAAUUUUAGGACUAUUGAAUCGAAAACAGUCUAUUGAUAAUGAUUCAUCUGAUGAUGAUGAAAUACUCAAAUUUAAUGGCAAUUUCGAAUUUGCUAAUGUUCAUUUCAUUUAUCCAAACAGACCUGAAUCAGUUAUUCUUAGAGAAUUUACACUUAAAAUUCAGGCUGGUCAACAAGUUGCACUCGUUGGUGUAUCUGGUUGUGGAAAAUCAACAACUAUUCAAUUAAUCGAACGUUUCUAUGACACAAAUUUAGUUGAUUCAAACGAUAUUCGGAGUUUUAAUCUUCAAUGGUAUCGAUCACAAAGUAUGUCAUAUACUUCAUUAUUCUUCUUCCUUUUUCUAUUUAAUAUGAAUAUUUUUUAUUUAGUAUCGUUUUACAAAGAUCAGUUUUAUUUCAUAUGUCAAUAAAAGAAAAAAUUUUUUAUAUUGAUAACAGUCGAAGUGAUAUUUCCUGUGAAAGAAGUCAUUGACGCAGCUAAAAAUGCUAAUAUACAUAAUUUUAUUCAAAAACUUUUAAAUGU